This is a messenger RNA of Plasmodium inui San Antonio 1, 1281 nucleotides long. RefSeq lists its product as hypothetical. The transcript has 2 exons. The coding region runs from base 1 to 1281 and encodes 426 amino acids. NCBI's taxonomy places the organism in Eukaryota, Apicomplexa, Aconoidasida, Haemosporida, Plasmodiidae. The record is from RefSeq and is a predicted model, not a curated record.
AUGAAACGCCCAUUUGGCUCAGCGCAGGUAUCCAUCCUGCUUCUUCUCGUGCUACUCCUAUACAAGACCUGCAAGGCAGUGUCCCUCCUAGAGUCCAUAAAGCACGACUUACAGAUCGUGAAUAAUCACAACUUCAACACAGUAGUUAACAAAUUUAGAAGCGAAAAGGUUUUCUCCGUUCUGUUUUUUCAAAAAACGAACAAGAAUAUAAAAGACGUAAUAAAAAAGUACAACGAUGUCGCAGCCAAGUUCAAAGGGAUCUUCACCCUGUGUAUAGCUGACUGUGAUGAAAAUCCGGGCCUGUGUGAAAGUGAAUUGUCCCUCUACGUCCCAGAUUAUAAAAGCACAAAUAAGCACCACUUGCUGAUAUACCCUAUAAACCCAAUGCCCAAAUUUAUAUUCAGUGAAGAAAUGAAUGAAGUGAAUUUAAAAAAAUACACCUACCUCAUUCCAUCCAAAAUUGAUGUCAUUAAAGACGAAAAGGAUUUUACUGUUUUCCUUUCCAAACAUGAAAAUAUGCCCAAGGUCCUUAUCUUCAGUAACAAGAAGAAACCCAAUUAUGUACUCAAUGCUCUAAGUAACAGCUUCAACAGAAAGCUAAUGUUCUGUUACAUUAACAACGAAUUGAAUGACCUUGUCCAGAAGUACAAUAUAAAAACCUUCCCCACUAUACUAAUUUUAAAAAAGAGCAAACUGGUAGAUACUUAUAAGGGUAAGCCCAACUUUCUUAGCAUGUUCGAUUGGCUAAAUGUCCAUUCAGAGACAUUUGUUCUCGGUGGAGGCUUCGACAUAUCUCCAGAUAAAACCGUAGACAAACCCUGGAAGUUCGAACUGGUCCCUAAGUUCACCAAAAUGUCACACGGAGACAUUUGCUUUAAGAAAGCGGACAAAGGACUCUGUCUCAUUUAUUUGAAAGAGGGGGACAAGUUAGAAAAAACAGAAAUCGACAUGCUCCUCUCGCUCAAGGAGAAGUUCAAGCCACACAUAGAUGGAAGAGGAAUCAACUUCCGAUACAUGUGGAUCGACAUCGCCACGGAGACCAACUUCCGGGCCCUGUUCGAAGUGAAGAAGUAUCCCUCCGUCGUCGUCUUCAACCCGUACAAGCGAAUUCGUUACGCAAAACUGAACGAAGAUUUGGUUGCCACGAAAGAAAAUGUUGAAAAACUUUUGGAAAAAAUAUCCGGAGGAGAUGCUAAAUUUACCAUGCUGAAGGGACAAACAUUGCCUGAGUUCAUUCAGGACGAUUCGGACCCCAAGGCGAACGAAAAAGACGAGUUAUAA